Molecule: messenger RNA, 5580 nt
Organism: Seriola aureovittata
Lineage: Eukaryota; Metazoa; Chordata; Actinopteri; Carangiformes; Carangidae
Gene: rab5b
Product: RAB5B, member RAS oncogene family
Exons: 6
Coding region: 259-909 (216 amino acids)
Molecular function (GO): GTP binding; GTPase activity
Source: RefSeq, a predicted model, not a curated record
UGCGGCACUGAGUGCGCAUGCGCCAGUUUACAGGAAGUGUGUUAACGUUUUCUCCUACCAGCUGAUAGCCAAAUUGUCAACAGUUAAGCCUGCGAUACCUGCGCCGCUGAAACGACGAUAUACACGAUCAAACACGGAGAGAAGAGAGGUCAAGACGUCGUCAGCGAGUCCCGACUGCUGUCUGUUUUGGAGGACAGUGACUGACAUCCCCCGGGAGGAGGCCCACCAGCCCCCCUGCCGUCUCCUACGCGGGCCGGUAUGAGCUCCAGAGGGAGUGGAGGCCGCACCAACGGCACGCUGCCGCAGACCAAGAUCUGCCAGUUCAAGCUGGUGCUGCUGGGCGACAUGGCCGUGGGCAAGUCCAGCCUGGUGCUGCGCUUCGUCAAGGGACAGUUUGACGAGUUCCAGGAGACGACCAUAGGAGCUGCGUUCCUGGCCCAGUCCGUGUGUCUAGAUGACACCACGGUGAAGUUUGAGAUCUGGGACACUGCAGGUCAAGAGCGAUACCACAGCCUGGCCCCCAUGUACUACAGAGGAGCUCAGGCCGCCAUCGUGGUCUUUGACAUCACCAAGCCGGAGACCUUUGAGAGAGCCAAGGCCUGGGUGAAGGAGCUGCAGAGGCAGGCCAGUCCGAACAUUGUGAUCGCUCUGGCCGGGAACAAAGCCGACCUGGCUGAGAAGAGACUAGUAGAGUAUGAGGAAGCCCAGACGUAUGCUGAAGACACCGGCCUGCUCUUUAUGGAGACCUCAGCCAAGACAGCCAUGAACGUCAACGAGCUCUUCCUGGCCAUUGCAAAAAAGAUGCCAAAAACAGACACCCAGAACCCGACACACGCAGCGCGACAUCGGGGAGUCAACCUCCAGGACCCAGACGCCCACUCUACCCGAGCCUGCUGCGGUGGGAACUAGACCUCCACCACUCCCACCAGUAUUCCACCAUCAACACCACCACAGCCCUUCGACCAUCCUGUCUCCUUCAACCAACUUACAGGGGUGGGCCUGAUGCGGGGGAAACCCGGCAUCUACUCACCCACUCCCCCUCCAUUCAUCCUCCUGUCCGAGCAGACAGAAAUUCGAAAGGAGAGAAUAAGAGGAAAGUAAAAGAGAAAGCAGAGGUGGAGGGAGAAGACACAGAGGGUCACGUCUGUGUCUCUCGACAAACGACUGAGAUUCUGCAUUUGGGGAAAGUACAAGGGGAGGUGUAGCGAAGACUGAGACGGAGAGAGGAGCAAAAUACAGAAUGUGGAAGACAGUGGCAAGCCUGUUGUAGUAUUUAGCACUAAUUGUGAUUUUUCUUUCGUUUUCACUCUGCCUUGCAACGUUUCAAUCACAGCCCUGUUUGAUUGUGUAAAAAAGGAAAAUGCACAAACUGAGCAGCACAUGCUGGCGAGUGGCCAAGACAGGAAGGGGGGGGUGGGAGGAAAAAAAAAAACAAAAAGAAAAAGACAAGGCAUAAAAUAAAGAAGCCAGUUAGGCUGUAGCUGCUUUCUUCUUCUUCUCCUUGUCAGAGCUUGCGCCCGCUUGCCUUGUCUCCUCCUGGUCCUGAAUCGAUCAAAAUCCCGCUGUGAAUAACGCCACGUCGUACCCCUGGAAUGAAGUGAACCCAUGAUUCGUAACCCCCUCCUCUCUGUCCUGCCCGACUUUCCCCCGGUGUCAGCUGCACCAUCCAGGCCCACAUCACAUUAAGACCCACGGCACAGUUUUGUCCAGCAUACGUCGUACGUAUUUAUUAUCCAGUGUUUUAACUUAUCUUGACUGCUGGUAGUGAUGCUCCAGUGUCUCUGAGGCACCCAACCCACUCACUCUCCUUUCUGUCCGGAUAGAAACUCAUGAGGCAAACGAUUAAACUUAACUAAAGUUGUGAUUUAAUGAGGUUCUUUGAAGACACAUCUGGCCCAGCAGACUGGCUUGUUUCAGAAAAGAUUUGGCUCGGUUUUCGGUGGCUUGCUUGAGUGCUCAUAAGGAAAUAUGAUUAGCAUCGCAGGCUGUAGCUCUUUACAGCAACAAUAUAGACUUGAUAGUGAGUGUUUGAAGCCACAGGACUUUAAUAAUGCUAUGUAUGAGCAGGAAAACGUUAGCUGUAACUAAUUGCAUGUCUGUAGCAGAGAAAGCACUCCUCAAACCCAAAGAAAGUAGUGAUGCAUCAAAUACUUACUGAGCACCUGUUUUUAAUAGAGAGCUUAAUCUAAUUUUUCAUUUAUUCCAGUGAGUGACAGCCCAUGUGCGUCUCUGCCCAGAUUAAAAUAUUGGCAUCAGAUAAAUAAAAUACUGGGGGCCUAGAAGAAUCCUUAAGGGUGGAAUGAAAGGCAGGAAAAUAUAAGACCUGCGACAAACCUGUACCCAGAAAACCUGCCCGUCUUGUGUUUCACGUGUUCCUCGUCUGUCCCUUGUCCUGAGGCUAAGCUGUCGGUGAACAUGAAAUCAUAGUGAUCUUAAAUGGGUUAACUGAUUAAUACGAUGCUCUUAAAACAGAGUUGCGUGCUUGGUUGCUGUCCAGAGCUGCUUGGCUGAAGAAAAUGAGGAAGGAAUUGAUGAAAGAAAAAAAACAAAAAAAAAAAAGGACAAAACAAAACAAAACUAAAACAAACAAAAAACAGAAGUGCCUAUUCCCAGUUUUCUUUCUCUGUGAGUCAUGUUUGAGGCUUUCUUUAACUGUGUGCUUUGUAGGCAAAGUGCAGGAAAACCACCUCUGACAUCAGCUUGUACCAUGAACCAAUAACUCGGCACCCUGUCGUUAGGCUAUACUGUAUUGGCUCUUUGUAUGGAUGUAGAGAGAUCUUGUUGAAUACACUGUAUGUUAUAUAUUAUUGUCUUAAUUUUACUGAAAGUGGAUGUUGAAUUUAGCAGAGCACACUUGUGAACCUGGAGUGGAUCGUUUUAAAAAAAAAAAAAAAAGAAAAAGACAAGGCAUAAAAUAAAGAAGCCAGUUAGGCUGUAGCUGCUUUCUUCUUCUUCUCCUUGUCAGAGCUUGCGCCCGCUUGCCUUGUCUCCUCCUGGUCCUGAAUCGAUCAAAAUCCCGCUGUGAAUAACGCCACGUCGUACCCCUGGAAUGAAGUGAACCCAUGAUUCGUAACCCCCUCCUCUCUGUCCUGCCCGACUUUCCCCCGGUGUCAGCUGCACCAUCCAGGCCCACAUCACAUUAAGACCCACGGCACAGUUUUGUCCAGCAUACGUCGUACGUAUUUAUUAUCCAGUGUUUUAACUUAUCUUGACUGCUGGUAGUGAUGCUCCAGUGUCUCUGAGGCACCCAACCCACUCACUCUCCUUUCUGUCCGGAUAGAAACUCAUGAGGCAAACGAUUAAACUUAACUAAAGUUGUGAUUUAAUGAGGUUCUUUGAAGACACAUCUGGCCCAGCAGACUGGCUUGUUUCAGAAAAGAUUUGGCUCGGUUUUCGGUGGCUUGCUUGAGUGCUCAUAAGGAAAUAUGAUUAGCAUCGCAGGCUGUAGCUCUUUACAGCAACAAUAUAGACUUGAUAGUGAGUGUUUGAAGCCACAGGACUUUAAUAAUGCUAUGUAUGAGCAGGAAAACGUUAGCUGUAACUAAUUGCAUGUCUGUAGCAGAGAAAGCACUCCUCAAACCCAAAGAAAGUAGUGAUGCAUCAAAUACUUACUGAGCACCUGUUUUUAAUAGAGAGCUUAAUCUAAUUUUUCAUUUAUUCCAGUGAGUGACAGCCCAUGUGCGUCUCUGCCCAGAUUAAAAUAUUGGCAUCAGAUAAAUAAAAUACUGGGGGCCUAGAAGAAUCCUUAAGGGUGGAAUGAAAGGCAGGAAAAUAUAAGACCUGCGACAAACCUGUACCCAGAAAACCUGCCCGUCUUGUGUUUCACGUGUUCCUCGUCUGUCCCUUGUCCUGAGGCUAAGCUGUCGGUGAACAUGAAAUCAUAGUGAUCUUAAAUGGGUUAACUGAUUAAUACGAUGCUCUUAAAACAGAGUUGCGUGCUUGGUUGCUGUCCAGAGCUGCUUGGCUGAAGAAAAUGAGGAAGGAAUUGAUGAAAGAAAAAAAACAAAAAAAAAAAAGGACAAAACAAAACAAAACUAAAACAAACAAAAAACAGAAGUGCCUAUUCCCAGUUUUCUUUCUCUGUGAGUCAUGUUUGAGGCUUUCUUUAACUGUGUGCUUUGUAGGCAAAGUGCAGGAAAACCACCUCUGACAUCAGCUUGUACCAUGAACCAAUAACUCGGCACCCUGUCGUUAGGCUAUACUGUAUUGGCUCUUUGUAUGGAUGUAGAGAGAUCUUGUUGAAUACACUGUAUGUUAUAUAUUAUUGUCUUAAUUUUACUGAAAGUGGAUGUUGAAUUUAGCAGAGCACACUUGUGAACCUGGAGUGGAUCGUUUUAAAAAAAAAAAAAAAAAGGGGUCUAAUCGAUGUUAUAAAUCUGUUUGAUUUAAACAAAUAUUGGUGUUCAGGAAAAUCUUUUUGUUCUGCUUUAAUUUCACAACCACGGAUAUUAAAGUGAGAGUUUGGGUUAUUUGACGUGGGGGGGGUCGUGUGAGGUACUUAUAGUCAGGGUAUUACCCGCAGUAGAUUCAGAUCAGUGCGCUGCCAGUUGAUAGAAGCACUUAACAGAAGCUGAAUGAUGUUUUAACCACUUUUAAAAAAUUCCCAGGAAAAACCCUAAAAUCUGUUUAAGUGUACGCAUUAUUUAGAAAAUUUUCACCGCUUUAUCUUGCCGUCAAACAGCACUUUCCUUUGGAACUACAUUUUCUCAACUGUUGACCUACCGUAUUACUACGCACAAGCGCAACUACGGCGCUAAAUGUACGCGGUAGUUCAACGGUUGAGAAAAUGUAGUUCCAAAGGAAAGUGCUGUUUAACGGCAAGAUAAAGCGUUGAAAAAUAUUCCACAUCAAGCGUACACUUUGUUCACCGCUUUAUCUCGCCGUCAAACAGCCUCCUUUUUUGGAACUACAUUUCCUCAACCGUUGAACUACCUCAUUACUACGCACAGCUCUGAGUCAAACAGCGGUUCUGCGGACUAAUAGAGUGUGCGCCGUAGUUGCGCUUGUGCGUAGGAAUACGGUAAUUCAACAGUUGAGAAAAUAUAGUUCCAAAGGAAAGGGUUGUUUGACGGCAAGAUAAGGCGGCGAAAAUAUUCAAAAUUAAGCGCAAACUUAAACUGAUAUUAGCUUCUUUUUUUCUCUACGGGAAGUGGUUAAAACUCUUUUUUUUUUGCGGAUGACCGUCGCCAAAAAACUGAGCGCGCGCGCCGAUCCGAAUCUACUGCAGGUAACACACCGACUGUAGGUAACCGCCUCACACAACCCCAUGUCAAAUGACCCCAACUAUCACUUUAAGGCAUUUUGAUAAAAACACGGUGAACUAAUUAAGGGUCUCACAAUUUGGCUAGCACACGGUAUGACCCCACUGUAUGAAGUAAAACGCCAUUUUCAAUAGAUAUUCAACAGAUAAAAUUAAUUGCUCAUCAGCUCCAUUAUAUACAAUAAAGUGCAUUCACUUCUUCAUUCUUAGGUGAUCACAACAAGUACGUUCAGUGUUCUGUGCAGGACUUGAUUUACCCAUCAGCACCUUCAGUGUGUACAGUGUUCAAUAAAGCUGUGAAUGGCACUUUGAGUGCAGGA